Molecule: messenger RNA, 5813 nt
Organism: Vanrija pseudolonga
Lineage: Eukaryota; Fungi; Basidiomycota; Tremellomycetes; Trichosporonales; Trichosporonaceae
Exons: 10
Coding region: 189-2069 (626 amino acids)
Biological process (GO): lipid metabolic process
Source: RefSeq, a predicted model, not a curated record
CGAGCUAUUCACAAUCUCCGCCGAGACACCUUGACACGAUGACCACCAGAGCCUGGGCACAGCCCGUGCCUGUCGUCCCCGGCCACUUCCUCCACUAGUCACCUCUCGCCACAGCUACAGAUACAACCAGCCUCUGCACUGAUCACUAGCUCACGCAACAACACACACACUGUCAACAACACAACGACAUGCCACUAGUCGACAACCGCAUCCCUGGCUACAAUGUCUCCCCCGGUUGGUACCUCCAUUCUAUCGACAGGAAGUUCCCCAUCGCAUUCUACGACUGGCAUAUGAACCUUGCCACCGUUCGCGAGCGAGCACUGUACUGGUUUAUCAACGAGGCGACGGAUGAGGAGGACUGGGAAGCCAAGCUCCACCCGACCAACACACUCCGAGCAAAGAUGGCCAAAGCACUGGGCAGAGGAGCGGACGCGCGCUGGGACGGCACCACGGUCGCUCGGUGGCGAGAGCGAGUGGCUCAGGGGAUAACGGACGACCUCAAGUUCCUCAAGCACGGGUUCUCAGACGCCAUGUUCGACCACUGCCUCCGCGAGUUGAAGUUCAAGGCCGAGGAGUAUCAGCGGUCUGGCAUCGUGGCCGUGUUUGACGGCGCCGGCGUAGUUUUCAAGUCCGACCGUGCAGUUUCUCCUACGCUGCACGCGCGCCUUCUUGACUCCAUUAAGCCAUUUGCAAACAUUCCCGAGGAAGACAAGGACUGGCAUCCCGGUAGCCGUGGCACUGUCCACGUCCUCGUCAACCCCUCACUCUGGCCCCUGGUCUACGGCAAAACACGCAUCGUCGCUGAUCAGGAACUUGACGUCAACAACUGUCUUGCGUUCUAUGGCUUAGGCAACCACACGGCCGAGGUUUCAGACCGUGGCAAGCGCACGGAGUUUUCGCGCGAGUUCCAAUGGCUUCCAGCUGUUGUCGAUGUUGCCACUGGCAAAGCACGAAUCGUGUCAUACAUCAACAACCUCCACCCUGUUGAACACCGUGACCUGUACGGUGUGGUUGAAGAGCUCAUCGAUGCGGCACUGCCCAUGUGGUCAGCAGUCUAUUCAAGGGUCAUACGUUGGGAGCAGAACUGGGAAUCCAAUGCCUCCUCCAAACGUGACAACUACAAUAGGCGCAUAAUGGCACUUGGUAAUCGCAUUAGAGCAACCGACGGUCGCCUCAAGUGUAUGAACCCUGCGUACUGCAACCAACAAGGAUGGUGUAGCCCUGAUGUCGAGGACGCCUGGUCUCAACCACCGCGGGACAAGUGUGAUUCAACUUCAACCUAUGACCCGUCGGCAGAGUUGCCUCAACAGCCUCGACCUAGCCACCGUGUGACGCACGCUGAGCCAUCUGGUCGAGAGGGCUUCGGGAGGACAAACUACGCCAACCGCAGUGGAACGACACAAUGGUUCAAGCCGUACACGGACACCUCUCGUCUCCAAGUCAUCGUCCAGUUAGCCAACAUCGAGCUCACCCCUGAGAAUCCAGAGUACCAUGGCGGUGAUUGGCAUGUCGAAGGGCUACUCAAUGAGCGGAUCUGUGCCACAGCUCUGUACUACUACGACAGCGACAACGUAACGCCAAGCCGGCUUUCGUUCAGCUCCUCGAACCCCUGGCAGACACUUGGGUCGUACGAAGAUACAGCCUACAAGACGAUCUACGGUUCAGACGGAAUCCUCAUAGACCUCGGCAGCGUGCUGACACGUGAGGGCCGUCUCCUCGUCUUUCCCAACGUCUUCCUACACAAGGUUGAGCCGUUCACGCUGCUUGACAAGACACGACCAGGCCAUCGUAAACUGGUGGCACUCUUCCUAGUCGACCCAGCCAUGCCUAUCCUCUCAACUGCCAACGUACUACCUCAGCAAAAGCACUGGAGUCCUGUUUCUGGUGCCCUCCGUCCGCGACUGCCGCAAGAGCUGGUCGACGAGAUUGAAAGUCACUUUGAUGGGCCUUUCGACCGCGCCGAAGCCCUCAGACUUCGGGAUGACCUCAUCGCAGAGCGCAGAAUCGAGGGAUGGGCACGGUUUCCCAAUUCCAAGAUGUCAGCUGGGCGGAUUGUGCGCGUCAGCUGACAACCGGUCUGCACCAGUGCGGCCCGGGGCAGUACAUAAGAAGGAGGAGGCAGAAAAUGCCGGAUAUGCCCCGAAAUCGUUGUCACCGAGGAAGUGUGUCCCCAUCAUGGAGCGCCCCAUCGAAAACAUCACUGCCAGACUAUUCAUGCUCUCCAAAGGUACACAAAUGUGUCCCAAGUUUACUCCACAAGCCAACUCGUCUGAUCCCGCUAACCACCGCCUCCAAACCGUGAAGCUAUGCCCUGCUUAAGCCGCGCACUCAAGGCUGGAGAGCCAGACACCGACGUAGGGGCCGAGGUGGACAGCCACGUCGAGGUACUGAGCAAAGUUGGCCACGGCGCCUACGAUGCCGAGACCAUCCUGGCACGACUGGUUCUCCUGACCGGGGCAGGCACGGUACUGGCUGCCGCCAGGUGUGACGAUCCAGAUCUCGUUGGACGACUGCUGGAAGCCCCAGUCGGCGGGAGGGAGCUGGGGGACGACGUCGUUGUUGUUGACCAUGUGCUGGGCGCGGUUUCCGAGCUACGAGCACGGACGUCAGAGCGAGCUCAACCAGGCUGACCAAACUCACCGUCGAGUCAACGUAGUUGGCCCACGCCUGGUUUCCAACACGGGGCGAGGCAAAGAGGCGAGCCGUCACGGUCGCGCGCGAGCCGAGCAGCUUCUGAAGGUAGGUGGCGACGAGGUGGCCCUGAGCGCCGCCAAGCGAGUGGCCGACAACGAGGACCUGGUUGGUGCCGCUGUUGACGGCGUUCUGCACCGCGGGGGCAAUGCCACCCGCCAUGCGGGUGAAGGCGCCGUAGAAUCCCUCGUGAACCUGAACACCGCUAGCCGAAGGGAAGUACUUGGAGUCGACGUUGGUGAGGGGGAAGUCGAUGUCGACGCCGACGGAGGACACCGAGGCGGGGUUAGUGCCGGCGAUCGAGACAAUGACAUGGGAACCGUUGGUUCCGACGUAGUCUGCGCGAGCAGUGUCAGUUGGGAGUGCGGAGGCUCGUGACGCCGCUCACAGUAUGGGUUGUAACCAUUGUCGCCGCCAGUCGCGAGGACGUUGAGCUGGCCCGUUGAGUCACACAUAGUGGGCCAGCGGCUUCCAGGCAGCCACGACGUCGGCGCUGAGCGUCCAGGCGCCGCCGCGCUCCUCGAUGGGAGCGGCGGUAGCACGCUCGACCGGUGCAGCGGUCGCAAGGCCAGCAGCAGCAGCGAGGGCGAGGAAGGUGGUGCGGAGCAUGUUGCGCUGGGAGAGCCCAGCAGCCCGACUUUAUACCCCUGGAGUCUCCACUCGACCCCACCUAGCUACCCCUUGGAGUCUCCGGAUCUGUGGGCCACCCGAUCCGGUCUGUCUCAGUCUCACAACCUAUUCUCGUCCCAGCAGCGCGAGAGCAAGCGAGGGGGAGGAGGCCAAGAUGCCAACCGGCCGAGGAAGACAAGGUCAGAAGCGGAGUGUGUAAGCACAUUGGCAUUCGCAGAGGAAUCGCGGCUUUCCGGACGACGUCGACGAGGAUGCGAGCAGAGGGUGUGGCCAGCGACAAAAGCAAGAGGUGACAACCCACCUGCAAUUGGACCUCAGUGCGAGCGACAGAGGCGAUUGAAACCGGGCGUACCCACCGGUGGUGGGCAGGUGCCAGGGCGAAACGCAGGGGUUCUGGCCUGCGCGCUCCGCUAAAUCUGGAACUGGAAAGUGGCUGUGGUCAGCUGGUCGGUCGCGAGCGCGUGCGCAAGCGCACGCGCGCUCACCACCAAUAGCGAGCACGCCGCUCGCCUCGCCGCACGACUAGCGCAGCCACCGGCCGUCGUCGUACCCGGGGACCCCGAGUCAACAGGACACAUCCACCACCAGCAGCACAGCGCGUCCUCCUCGCUAGGCGAGGCGAGGCGAGGGGAGGGACGUGCGACGACGCGCGCGCGCGCACCUGCGCGCCGAGCUCGGACCGUCGUCGCCUGGUCGCGUGAGCGCGUGCCGGAUGACGUACUCUACGCGCUCUACGCUUGUCUUCGCCGCGGGCGGCCAAGCCAUCACUGGCUUCCUUCCUUCUGCGAGGAGAAGACUGUCCUCGUCAACCAACGUGACUACAUCCACAGUCUUCUCCACAUUCCCCCGAUCGAGCCAACAACGCGCUCCGAGAUCUUCGGAGCCAGCGACGCCGCGACGUAUUUUCGUCGGCAGGGGCUUGGCACCCACCGCUGCUCGCAGCCGGAUAUCCCCACGAAACGCAGAAACGCACCUCCUCACCGCCCCGAUCCCGAUGCUCGCACUCAUUCUCCCCACAACCGCCGGCUUACUCACCCCCUCCCUCGACGGCCAGGCUCGCCCGUCGCUUCACCUCGCGGUGGCACGUUUGCUCAACGCGGUCAGUCGCCGGCGUCGCAAACCCGAACGUUUGUGUCCGACCAGCCACCGCGCGCAGCAAGCCGCCCGCUAGCGAGCCAUGGUCGGUCGGCUGGCGCCGACUAGCCGGCUCGUGGGCUAUUACUGGCACGGGGACCGGCUUGGCUCCACCAAACAGCCCAGCGCACCCAGCACCCAGCUGGCCGCCGGCGCCUGCAGGCCGCACGAGGCAUCGAUCGUGGCCGUGGUCACGAGUGGCACGUUCGCCUGCUGCGCAGCGCCGACAGUGGCGAUGGGGCCGCCGUCGUCGUCGCCUGGAUGAAACGUGUCUGUCUGAGCGCCGUGGGGGUAUAUAAGCCGUGCUGAACAGCGGGCUGUCAGAGCACCAACUGAUCUGAUCUCGCCUGACAUGAAGCUCGUUGCUACCGGCACUGCCUUCCUCGCCUCGCUCUCGCUCGCCCUCGCGGCCCCGGCACCCGUGGAGCUCGCCGAGCGCAGCUCGGUCGGCGUCAGCCCCGCCGUCGUCAACACCUGGGCCCCGCUGGCUCAGUACGCAACCGCGGCGUACUGUGGCGGCGAUGUCUGGUCGUGGACUUGUGGCGGUCCCUGCAACUCGGUCGCCCGUCCCACUGUCCUCGCGCAGGGAGGAGAUGCCAAGGCCACCCCGUACUUCUACGUCGCCAACAACGGCUCGCACAUCAUCGUGUCCAUCUCGGGCACCAACACGCGCUCGAUCCUGUCGCUCGCCGACGACCUCGAGUUCACCUUCACCACCCCGUCGUCGAGCUACUUCCCCAACGCUGCCGGCGUCUCGGUCCACCACGGCUUCUACAACACGUUCACCCGCGUCGCCGGCACCGUCGGCCCUGUCGUUCAGAACGCCGUCAACAACGGCGCCACCCAGGUCAUUGUCACCGGUCACUCGCUCGGCUCGGCGGUCGGCCACCUCACGGCGACCUACCUCCAGCGCCUCCUGGGCAGCAGCGCCACGGUCUACGCCAGGCUCUUCGCAUCGCCCAGGGUCGGCAACCAGGCGUGGGCCGACUAUGUCGACGCGACGCUCGGUAGCCGCGCUCAGCACAUGAUCAACUACAACGACCUGAUCCCGACCCUCCCGCCGCGCUCGUUUGGCUUCCGCCAGUCGAGCAACGAGGUCUGGAUCUCAAACGCCGCCGGCACCUCGUAUGUCGCUUGCCCUGGCCAGGAGAACACGUCUUGCCAGGACAGCAUGGGCCUCACUGCCGACAUUGCCAAGUUUAUCGAGUACCUCGACUUUGGCGCCCACUCGGGCCCAUACGCUGGUGUCAAGGUGACGAGUGCUGCUUGCGCCUAGGUGGCUCUGGUUAGAAAAGAACAAGGGCGAGGGCUGAUCCUCGAGUAAUUAAUUAUAGGCUAGCAGGUAUAGCAGAUGACAC